This is a messenger RNA of Chelmon rostratus (copperband butterflyfish), 1759 nucleotides long. RefSeq names its product gsk3b interacting protein (gene gskip). Lineage: Eukaryota; Metazoa; Chordata; Actinopteri; Chaetodontiformes; Chaetodontidae. Gene Ontology annotation, cellular component: cytoplasm. Gene Ontology annotation, molecular function: protein kinase A binding; kinase regulator activity. The transcript is spliced from 3 exons. The record is from RefSeq and is a predicted model, not a curated record. The coding region runs from base 250 to 732 and encodes 160 amino acids. Gene Ontology annotation, biological process: regulation of canonical Wnt signaling pathway.
UUAACAGGCACAUCUUAGCUAUAGACAAAAUGAUUGAAAUAUGUUUAUUGCCCGCAGAACCAUAUGUUGUUUUGCUACCGUUAGCCGGUGCAGGGGCUUAGUUUUCCCGGAGUUUAGCCCAAAAUGUUGCAAAUGUUAGCUUUGUUAGCCAUCUAAGUUUGCUAAAGUAGAUCAGUCUAGAUGGCUAUCAGAAUGGGAAGUAGCCAAAUUAUAACGCUUGCAUGAAACUCGAACAUUGAUCUAUUACUGAUGAUGAUGUGCGUAGAUCCAGUAACCAGACAUAGAGAGUCCUCAGGAUGUCGCUGUGAUGUCGACUCUUCAAACUGCGGGAUGGAGGUAGACUGCCAGCCAGAGGAAUCCAUCGUCUCUUCCUUUGAUGAGGACUGUGUUGUGCUUGGUGACGUCAAGGACAUGAGAUUGGAGGCAGAGGCAGUCGUCAAUGACGUACUUUUUGCAGUUUCUGAGAUGCAUGUGUCACAAAGUCUCAACAGUGCGCCAGACGUGGCCUACAUAAAUGUGGAAACGAGAGAGGGAAACCGCUAUUGUCUGGAGCUCACAGAGGCAGGACUACGGGUGGUGGGCUAUGCCUUCGAUCAAGUGGACGAGGAUUUGAGCACCCAGUAUCAUGAGACUGUUUACUCGCUUCUGGACACACUGAGUCCGGGUUACAGAGAAGCCUUCGGGAACGCUCUGCUCCAGCGGCUGGAGAGACUGAAGCAAAACGGACAAUAAAAAAGGACCAAGAUGCUGCAAAAGUUGUACAAGUGGAAUAAAGGUUGAUGAUGUGGGUGUAUUUGGAUAUGAGCCAAUAAUAACCAAGUCUGGUCAAAUAUUAUAGCCUAUUAUGUGACAUCUACCUGCCUAGCUACCACUACGAAAAGGGUUACCCUGCCCUAUCAACUUUGCUUUGUUCUGACUUUCGUACCAUUGAAUGACUUCAUGUUAGUUACUUGAGUGAGUGACUGCUAGGGAUUGGCUGUACGGGCUCCAUUGCAACAUUGUGUUGUUGACUUUACUGUGGAAAGAUCUUCCAGCAUCCACACGUUACAAAUUUGUAACUGUGCAGUUUGAGGAUUCUGCACCUUUUGUACUCAUCAAAAUGACCAGAGAGAAGCAGCAAGGCGUGAAUUAUUGAUCCGGUUUCCCCCUCUGCCUCGCUUGCACUAAAGCUGUGAAAUGAUAACUGAUCAAAUAUACCCACCUUAUUCAGCGGGUGUCUCAGUGAAAGAGCCAAAGCUUUAUUCUUUCAGCUCAACUCAUGUAUACUGCCUUAAUGACUGACUUUUGGUUAGAAAAGUACAAAAAUGUCAGUUUUACUCAUUUUGUAUUGACAUUUUGCGUGGUGGUCCUUUCACAUGGAUAACAAGUUCAGAAACAAAACUUAUUUGCAAAGUUGUUUGUCAUAAACAAAGCUGGCACUGUAUGUAAUACCAGUAAAUUGUGUUUGGAUAUUUCUUUUUCUCUCUCCAUAUAGCACAGUCAUUGCAACUCAAGCUUGCAUUUCAAACUUAAGCUGUAACAGUAUCAAGGCUAUGCUUGUGGAGGUUUAAAUAUCUUUUUGGAGUGGUCUCGUCUUCAAACAUUUGGUUCAUUUUGUCAGAAUGCACAGCAUUUUUGCACUUCAGGAGCUGCUUUAAAGUGUUGGUUUAUUGUGUAUAAGACCUGGUAUGAUCCUACUUGAGUGUUAUGAAAAUGUGUUCCCUUUGCAUUCAUACAGUUAUGCUGCUGGCCUUUGCUCAGACCAAUAAAUUCUCAGAAU